AUGUCUUUUCGAAAUUUACAACAUCUCUUGGAGACCGUCGCGGCUAGAGAAGGCAGCGGCAAUGUUAUCUCAUACCCUUUGGGCAGCCUGCACGAACCCAGAGUCUUGUCCUACAAUCAACUGUUCAUGCUAGCAUUGAAGGCAUCUCAGGUACUCCGUUCAAGAGAAGACUUUCAAAGGGGCAGGGUUGUUUUGCUUCACUUCAACGCACACUUGGACAUCAUCAUCUGGUUCUGGGCCGUACUCUUUGUUGGAUGUCUUCCUGCCUUGUCCAUUCCCUUCUCCAACCACCCUUCCCACCGCACCGCACAUCUCGAACAUCUGUCGAAAAUGCUCAGCAGCCCCAUUUGCCUGACACGAGCCAGCCUCUUACCCGAAUUCGGAGGACAAGAAGCUAUCGACCCUAUAGCUGUGGAAUCAUUCGAUGUGGAAAAUGCUUCCCCAAUGGAGUCCUCCGAUAUAUGUAGAGAUUCAAGUUCAGAUGAUAAUGCCAUCCUUAUGCUCACAUCCGGAAGCACGGGAUACUCCAAAGCCGUGUGUUUGAGCCAUGGGCAGAUUCUCGCAGCCAUUACCGGUAAAUACUGGGUUAUCGAGCUGCCUGAAAUGACCUCAUUCAUGAACUGGGUGGGCCUGGACCACGUUGCGGCCAUGAUUGAGAUCCAUCUUCAGGCAAUGUAUGGGUGCAAAGACCAGAUCCAUGUCCAGGCCCCUGAUGUUCUCUCAAACCCCAUGGCCUUCAUUGAUCUGAUACACAAGCACCGUGUCUCGAGAACGUUCGCCCCCAAUUUCUUCCUCGGCAAGAUCCGCGCUACCGUCAAGAGCCAGGGAGAGUUUGUUCAACGCGAAUGGGACCUAAGCUGUCUGCGAUAUAUUGCUUCUGGUGGAGAGGCUGUGGUAACUAGAACUUGCGAGGAGGUCUCAAAGCUCUUGGAACAAUACGGUGCCCCUCCCAACGCCAUCGUCCCUGGCUUCGGUAUGACGGAGACUUGUGCUGGCGCCAUCUUCAACACCAACUUUCCCUGCUACGAUGUUCGGAGGUCAGCGGAAUUCGCCUCUGUAGGGUCCUGCAUGCCCGGAAUCAGCAUGAGGAUCAGUGACGGAGAAAACAAGCCCCUCCCAGCAGGGGAGAUCGGGUCUCUCGAGGUCUCUGGUCCAGUCGUAUUCCAGGAGUACUUUAACAACCCAUCUGCGACUGCUGAAGCCUUCACCCCUGAUAACUGGUUCCGUACUGGCGAUCGCGGUGUCAUUGACGAGGCUGGUAACCUCACCCUCGUCGGUCGAGCGAAGGAAACUAUGAUUGUCAACGGGGUGAAUUACUAUCCCCACGCCAUCGAAAGCGCUCUGGACGAGGCCAACAUCCCCGGCCUCACCCGCAGUUUCAACUGCUGCUUCUCCUCUUUUCCUCCCGGAGGCGACACGGAGGAGAUCGUCGUUGUUUACUUGCCAGACUACGCCCCCGAAGACAUGAUUGCCCGCGUACAGACGACCGACGCCAUGUCCAAGGUUGUCAUGAUGUCCACUGGCUGCCGGCCGAAGCUCCUGCCGCUUGAUCGAUCCAUGCUGCAGAAAUCCGCCAUUGGCAAACUGUCUCGGGCGAAGAUCAAGACCGCCUACGAGAAGGGCGACUACCAGAACUACCUCGAAAUCAACGAAGAGAUGGUGAAGCUCUACCGCCGCGUCACGCGCAAGGACCCGAAAGAUGCCCUCGAGCAGCAGCUCCUCUCCAUCUUCACCAAUUCCCUUGACCUUCCCGCGGGCGAAUUUGACGUACAGACCCCCAUCUUUGACAUGGGCAUCACGUCCAUUGAACUGAUCAAGCUCAAGAAGAACAUCGAGGAGCACCUCGAUCUGACCCAAGAGCUGCCCAUGAUUACCCUCAUGACCAACAGCACGGUCCGCGACCUCGCCAGCGCCCUCCACGACCUCCAGCAAAAGCAGCAGGAGUAUAACCCGGUCGUCAAGCUUCAAGGCCAAGGGAGCAAAAAACCCCUGUGGCUCGUCCACCCCGGCGUCGGAGAGGUGCUCGUCUUCCUCAACCUGGCCAAGUUCCUCGUCGACCGGCCCGUGUACGCCCUCCGGGCGCGGGGCUUCAACGACGGCGAGACCCCCUUCGAGACGAUCGAGGAGGUCGUUGCGACCUACCACGCGGCCAUCAAGCGCGAGCAGCCCGAGGGGCCUUACGCGCUGGCCGGGUACUCGUACGGCUCGAUGCUCGCCUUCGAGGUUGGCAAGGUGCUGGAGUCCCACGGCGACGAUGUCCGCUUCCUGGGCUCCUUUAACCUGCCCCCGCACAUUAAGGCCCGGAUGCGCCAGCUCGACUGGAAGGAAUGCCUGCUCCACCUGUCCUACUUCCUGGACUUAAUCACCGAGGCACGCUCGCGCGAGCUGUCCCAGGAGUUUUUAAUGGCUGAAGGCGGAACGACGAGGGAGGAGGCGCUGGCCCGCGUCAUGGCAGAGGCCGACCAGGCCCGGCUGAACGAGCUGGCGCUGUCCGAAGCCGCGCUGGUCAAAUGGGCCAGCCUGGCCUUCUCGCUGCAGAGCAUGGCCGUCGACUACGACCCCAGCGGGAGCAUCGCCGGCAUGGACGUCUUCUACUGCAUCCCGCUGGCGGUGGUCGCGUCGUCGAAGAAGCAGUGGCGCGAGGAGCAGUUGAGCAAGUGGGAGGACUUUACACGCUCGGCACCCCGGUUCCAUGAUGUCGGUGGGGCGCAUUAUACUAUGUUGAGUCCUGAGCAUGUCUUUGGCUUCCAGAAGACUCUUCGUGCCGCUUUGGAUGCACGAGACACUUGGAUCAUCUUUCCGGUCAUUCUUGCUCAGACUAAGUAGAGCGUUUCUUAUUUGUCGUCUGUAUAUUCAAGCAUGUACAGUACACAUUUGCUUUUCAACGCCGCCGUAUCCCCCACACCGCAUUGCCUGAUGAACCUGCUGCUCCCUGAGCUAUAUAUUGUAAGAUAAACACAUCCAAGAAGAGAAAUAGAUAAGACCAAAAGGAGAAGGAUUAACCCCAUACAAAAGUGUUAAAACCACGAAAGGGAAAUAACACAAAAAGAAAUGAUCAAAAAGAGGCCUCCAUAGGAAACCAGGAGCUGGGCGUCCAUCUCUCCGGAAUGUGACAACAAGAUAUUUACUCCAUAAAUUCUGAUCGCACAGUUCCAAUCCCGACUCCAGCCAAGUGAAGCGAUGCAGAUACCCACAGAUAUCCACUUCAAAUAAGCCCCCCUUCACUGACUCUUCUUCUCCUCCUGAGCAGGCUGCUCGACCGCCUCGCGACGCGCCUUCUUCUUGCCAGCGCUCUUGUACUUGGGCUUGG
This is a messenger RNA of Aspergillus saccharolyticus JOP 1030-1, 3310 nucleotides long. RefSeq names its product non-ribosomal peptide synthetase. NCBI's taxonomy places the organism in Eukaryota, Fungi, Ascomycota, Eurotiomycetes, Eurotiales, Aspergillaceae. Gene Ontology annotation, biological process: biosynthetic process; secondary metabolic process. The transcript is spliced from 2 exons. The coding region runs from base 1 to 2826 and encodes 941 amino acids. Gene Ontology annotation, molecular function: CoA-ligase activity. The record is from RefSeq and is a predicted model, not a curated record.